UAAAUAUUUAAAAAUUAGCAGGAGACCUAAAUAUCUGCAGGAGCAGCGGUCGGACUCAUCCAUGUCUAUUCCGGUAACACACCCGCAGCAGCAACAGCUCAACCCAAAUCCAAAUCCAAAUUCAAAUUCAAUUUCAAACGCAAAUGCAAAUUUAUCGUUGGAAGAUGUAUCCAAGUGUUUCAAUCUUCCUCUCUCCGACGCUGCUGAGUCUCUCGGUGUCUCUAACACGACCCUGAAGAAAAUAUGCCUGGAUAAUGGUCUCGUCAGGUGGCCAUAUCGGAAGUUUCUCCUAGGCAAGAGCAUCGAGGAUAUCUUAACGGAAGCAGCUCUAGAGAAAAAGACAAGAUCUGAGUUACUAAAGUCCACAAAAGACGGAAAGGUUGAUGCGACAAAGAAUACUACAUCAGUUGGACCUGUACACGAGGUUCCCAAACCACGCUCAAUCACACAGCCGACAUAUAAGAAGAUCCAGCCUUCUUCCUCUUUGGCCAUAGUUGAUGAAUUUAGGUAUGGUUUUCCAUCAAAGGGCUUAUUAAGAACCUCUAACAAAUGGUGGGGAAGCAGUACUACUAAUAACAAGGAUACCCGUGUUAAGGAAGACAGAAAUAUUGAACAAACUGAACAGAAGUCUGAAAAGCUAUUGAAGAGUAGUCCAAGUAAAGGCGAAGUUGGUGGUCAGAGUGAAACAAAUGAAACGAACACUUCUGCCCAAUUCUCAGGUACAGGUUUAUUAUCAGCCGUGAGAAAAAGAGCUCUGGAGGAAGGGCAAGAAGCAUUGAAGCUUGGGUUUCAUUAUUGUUCUGGCAUAAACAAGCCAAGAAAGCGAGAAAAACUAUUGCUUCGGGGAAUUUUCGGCUCAUCGUUGCCAAAAGAGUGGACAGAUGUCUCUUCUUGAAUCUUUAUGAGACCAUAUUUCAGUUAUGACCAUAGUCUACGUAGGGUAAUAUAUGGCUGGAAUUUCAUACCAGUAAACUCUUCAAUUAUUUAUCUUGUACCGGGUACAAGUGCAAGUCAGUUCAAAACUACCGGAUGGAUGACCUUUAUUGGCUAGUUUAUCAUUUUAUGUCAAUAUUUAUUAAGGGGUUAUCCGUAAAUUACA
Daucus carota subsp. sativus is the source of this 1099-nucleotide messenger RNA. RefSeq lists its product as uncharacterized. The transcript is spliced from 4 exons. The record is from RefSeq and is a predicted model, not a curated record. The coding region runs from base 62 to 895 and encodes 277 amino acids. Lineage: Eukaryota; Viridiplantae; Streptophyta; Magnoliopsida; Apiales; Apiaceae.